Molecule: messenger RNA, 654 nt
Organism: Rotaria sp. Silwood1
Lineage: Eukaryota; Metazoa; Rotifera; Eurotatoria; Philodinida; Philodinidae
Source: the annotation of a GenBank genome assembly
AUGGCAAUAGAUCAAAAAAAUAUACCACAAUUUAAAUUAAUUUUAGUUGGUGAUGGUGGUGUUGGUAAAACAACAUUUGUCAAACGUCAUUUAACGGGUGAAUUUGAAAAGAAAUAUGAAGCUACCAUUGGUGUUAAUGUACAUCCGUUAAAUUUUUAUACAAAUUUCGGUGAAAUCAUUUUCAAUGUUUGGGAUACAGCAGGUCAAGAAAAAUUUGGCGGUUUACGUGAUGGUUAUUAUAUUGGUGGACAAUGUGCUAUUAUAAUGUUUGAUGUAACAUCACGUAUAACUUAUCGUAACGUUCCAAAUUGGCAUAAAGAUUUGAUUCGUGUUUGUGAAAAUAUUCCAAUUGUUUUAUGUGGAAAUAAAGUCGAUGUGAAAGAUCGAAAAUUAAAAGCUAAAUCAAUAACAUUUCAUCGUAAAAAUAAUAUGCAAUAUUAUGAUAUUAGUGCUCGAUCAAAUUAUAAUUUUGAAAAACCAUUUCUUUGGUUGGCACGAAAAUUAGCUGGCGAUGAUAAUCUUCACUUUGUUCAAGCAGUCACAUUGCCACCACCUGAAAUACAUUUGGACGAAAAAAUGCUUCGAGAUUAUGAAGACAAGCUACAAAAAGCAGCAGAUGAACCAUUACCCGAAUAUGAUGAUGAUGACUUAUAA